Molecule: messenger RNA, 2178 nt
Organism: Hevea brasiliensis (rubber tree)
Lineage: Eukaryota; Viridiplantae; Streptophyta; Magnoliopsida; Malpighiales; Euphorbiaceae
Product: L-type lectin-domain containing receptor kinase IX.1-like
Exons: 1
Coding region: 3-2021 (672 amino acids)
Biological process (GO): protein phosphorylation
Cellular component (GO): plasma membrane
Molecular function (GO): ATP binding; carbohydrate binding; protein kinase activity
Source: RefSeq, a predicted model, not a curated record
ACAUGGCUACCUGCAACUUCAAGACUACCCACUCAAACUUGUUACUUCUCUGCUUCUUGACAAUUAGCAUCUUCUUCUACACCAGCUCACACACAACUGCAUUAUCCUUCAACAUCAACAGUUUCAGUCCCAAAGACACUAGAAUCAUAUAUGAGGGAGCUUCCUUGGUAAACCACCAAGCCAUUCAACUAACAGCAAAUCAAGGUCUCAGCCCUUUGAUACGAAGUAAUAUUGGUCGAGCCACAUAUCACAUGCCCAUGUGGCUCUGGGACAAGAGGACGGGUACAGUAACAGAUUUCAACACCCACUUCUCAUUUGUCAUUAACCCUCUAAAUAAUGGUGCAUAUGGAGAUGGCAUGGCUUUCUUUAUGGCACCUGAAGGUUCGAUAAUUCCUGCCCAAUUGAAGCAUGGCUGUACCCUUGGUCUAGCAAGCGAUCGAGAGCAAUUGAACUCUACAAGCAAUCCAUUUGUGGCGAUAGAAUUCGACACAUUGACAAACACUUGGGAUCCACCCUACGACCACGUUGGCGUUGAUGUCAACUCUAUGAAGUCUGUUAAAAAAGUGGAAUGGUGGAGAAAUAUCACGGGAGGGGAACUAAAUGAAGCUUGGAUAUCAUAUAAUUCAAGCACAAAAAUUUUAAGUGUUGCCUUCACUGGAAUUGUCGAUAACGUGACAGUGGAGCAAUACUUUGAUUAUGCACUGGAUUUGAGAUUAUAUUUACCGCAAAGAGUUAUUUUUGGCUUCACUGGGGCCAGCAAUGCAACUGCUAUCCACACCAUCUAUUCCUGGAAUUUCACUUCAAGCUUGGAAGAUGAUAAUAUAGUUCCUUCAUCGUCUCCACCGCAUUCUCAUAAAAAACAUGGAAUGCCGUGGUGGUUAUUGGCUGCUGUUUGUUUGGGGUCUGCGCUAGUUGCAGCUCUAUUUAUAAUUGGGAUUCUUUGGUUGCGUAAGGUUAAGAACAAAGAGAAGAAAGUGAAAGAAGAUGAAUCCUUCAUUGCACAAUUGACAGAACAAGAAUUUGAAAGCGCAACAGGGGCAAAGACGAUGUCCUAUAUCGAAGUGGUUAACGCAACCAAUAACUGGAAACAUAAGCUGGGGGAGGGAGGAUUUAGUGCAGUUUAUAUGGGGGUUUUGAAGUCUGAAUAUAUUGCUGUUAAGAAAUUCAAAAGGGUGUCCAUCCGUGGGCUAAAGUACUAUGCAUCAGAAGUUAUGAUCACUGGCAGGCUGAAGCAUGAAAACUUGAUUAAACUGAUAGGUUGGUGCUAUGAGAAGGAACAACUUCUACUCGUUUUCGAGUACAUGCCAAAUCAGAGUUUAGAUUCCCAUCUCUUUAAAGGAACAAGGUUGUUGAAAUGGGAGGAAAGGUAUAAAAUUGCACAAGGCUUGGCCUCUGCUUUGCAUUGCUUACACGAAGGACUUGAACAAUGUGUGCUACAUCGGGAUAUAAAAUCAAGCAACGUGUUGCUAGAUUCAGAAUUCAAUCCGAAGCUUGCAGAUUUUGGAUUAGCUCGGAUUGUGCGUCAUGAUGCCAAGUCUCAAACAGUUGAAGGUAUGACUAACGGGUACGAGGCCCCUGAAUGUCACCAAACAGGAAAGUCGAGCAAAAUGUCUGAUGUCUACAGUUUUGGUGUUGUUGCCUUGGAGAUUGCAUGUGGAAGAAAAGCAUUUGUGCAAAUGGACGAUGGAAACCAUGUACGCUUAGUGAAGUGGGUGUGGGAUCACUAUGAAAGAGGCAAUCUUCUUAAUGCAGCUGACCAAAGAUUAUGCGGAGAAUUUGAUAAGGAUCAAAUGGAGCGGUUAAUGAUGGUGGGACUGUGGUGCGCACAUAUUGACUUUUCUCAUCGACCUUCAGCAGGAGAAGCCUUGGAAGCGCUCAAUUUCAAUGCUUCACCACCUAACCUUCCACCAAAAUUUCCUGAGGCAAGAUAUACUCCUGCGCCUGCUGUGCCAUCAGUUUCAUCCUUACUUUCCACCACUGCUACGACUUCCUCAAUAGCUACAUCCCAUCCACAGAACUAAGUUUGCUCCGCCUUCAACAAGCUUCUCUAAUUCUCCGUGCAUGGGUUCAAGACAACACAUUAAUUUAGUUUUAGAAAACGUAUCAUUUGAUAUUUCUGCAAGGUUGUUCAUUUCACUAUUUAAACAAUUAGUACAAUAAUUACCUGUACUUUUUUUU